AACCUUACAGUACAAAAAGAAAAACGCUGAACUUCCGGUAUAGAGCCAUCAUAUAAACAAAGAUCCUCCACAAUCCGGAUGCUAAUGUUUAACCCUUAUUUUUUACCAAACAGAAAUUGGUAAAUAUGUAUUUUAGAUAGCCCGGCAGUGGUUUUCAUUCACCGUUCAUAUCGUGUUACGGAGUAAAGAGCCGGUAAAGGGUACCAGAGGCCGAUGUCGACAGCCAUGGACUUCCAUUCUCAGAUCGCCUCCAUCAUGGAGGUCCUGGCCAACGCCGCCGUCGCAGAAAUCUGCAAAGUUGUGGACGACGGAUACGCGGUAGUUCAUUUGGAAAUGUCCCGGAGCCAGAAGGAAAACGAGUUUCUACGGCGGAAAAUCAAGCUGCUGGAGCUGCAGAUCGCCAGGUACCGAGCUGAGAGGGUGAAAGGAGCAGAGGGAUCCAUCAGCAGCCGCUUCCCCGGAGUGCGCCUCCUCAACCGGCAGAGCAGGGAGGCACAGGCCGGCCCAUCUUUUCAGGGCAGGACAAGGUUUCUGAACCGCAGUCCAGCUGCUCAGCAGUCUGUUCAGAAGAGCCAGUCCAUCAACCUGGACCAGGACCCUGAUCAGGAGGUCGUUACUACCACCAAAUCUGAGUCCACAGAGCCUGAGGAUGAACAUGAACUCAUGAUUGUGAAAGUAGAGGGAGCCGUGGACACCAGUAACACCAGUCAUGAGGCACCAGUAGAAGCUGGAAUCAGCACCAGAGGAGACGCCAACACAACUUCUAAGGACACCAGUGAUUCCCAGCCGGCUGGACGCCGCAGCGAAAUCGAGGUCAGUGGAUCUGACUUCAUCAUCUUUGUUGGGGGCAAGACAGCUGAGACACACAGCACGACAAGUGACUCUACCCACAAUUCUCAGCUGGAGUUAACAGGAGGUGAUAACAGAGCAGGGGGGAGUCAGCCGCUGAACUCACAUGUUGACAUUUUGGCGCACGGGAAUGAGACAAAAGAUACUGCACAUGAAACAAGCAGCUUCACGUCCCAGUCUCUGUCGGAAGUGAUAAUCAUUGAUGGCGGGGGGACUUCAGACAAGGAAGCAGGGGAGCAUGGGUCAGAUGGAGGGAACACAGCUUUAGAUCAGACAAGUAAAAAGACAGACAGAGGAAGCCUCACAUCGGCCAUGAUUCCGUCUGUUCAGGUGGAAACUGCAGAACAGAGUCCAGUGCGGGUCAAGGCAACUCUGCGGGGAGGCACUGCACUGUUCUCCUCCCACGACACUCCAGGAACAUCGAAUGGUGUAACUGCUUCCAGUGAUGCACACACAGCUGACCAACAAACAAACUCAUCCAACAUUGUGCUGCAGCAUUCUGUGACCAAUCCAAACCCGAUCUGCCAGAAAUAUCCCCCUGUCUCCAGUAAAAGACAUGGUUCCAGCAACUUCCAGCUCUCUUUUUAUAACGCUGCAACCAUGGAGCGGCCAUUUGGCUGCACGAGAUGCACAAAGCGCUUCUUCCUGGAGUCUGACCUGCAGAAACACAUGGCACGGCACACAAGGGAGAAGCCGUACACCUGCCUGGUGUGUGGCAAGAGCUUUGUGUGUCAGAGUCAGCUGGAUAUCCACAGGAACGUCCACACUGGUGAGAGGCCCUUCAGCUGCUCCAUCUGCAACCGCCGCUUUUCCCAUCCCAGCAACCUGAAGAGACACCAGAAGAUCCAGCACUGAACAGGAACACGGGACAUUUCACAACCUAGUGACACCAAAGUUUGGAUUCUUACUUUCUUCUACGGAUUGGAGACGAGUUCAUUAAAAGUGCCAUGAAGCAGAUGUUUGCAUAUAUGAGGAACUGUUUGUCGUGAAUGCAUGCUGGUUAUUAGAUUAAUAACUACUGCUCCUAAUGGCCUGUUUACCUUGAUUGAAUGGAAGAGAACAUUCUGACCUUUUCCUCAUUCAUCUAAAAGACGCAAAUUCAAGCCUUUAAUCCACUGACACAUACAGUGGACAAACACCAAAGUGGCAUCUGUAUAAAAGUGUCUCACAGCAGCAGAUUAUAGACAUGUAUUUUUAAACACACACAUUUACUAUUGGUUACAUUCGGUCUGAUGUUGAUUCCAGGUUAAAGUUGACAGAAAAUCAUCGGUAUACAUUUGUCAUUAUUGUAAAACACAUUUCAGUCUUCAAAUCACAGGGAAGGUGGAUGUUUUUUUUACAGCAGCAGACAGUUUCUUAUAAGUUUUCGUGUCUUAUUUAGUUUUAGUUAGCUUUAGUUUUGCAUCAGUUAUUUACUCUUCCUCACUGAGAUCUAAUUCACAUUUAAUAAUUGGAAUUGUAAUAUUCAUUUUUAAUGACACACAGAUGAGUUUUAACAUCCUUGUGUUUUCUCAGUUCUCUUUUUCUUUACUUCUUGAUAAUAACCCUCCCGCAGUCUUUGUCAGGUAGAAAUGACCCCUGGUUCCGUAUAUUCCUGUAGUCUUCCUCUGUCCUCGUCGGGUGGUACGGACCCCUUGGAUCCCAACUUUGAGUAUAAUCCACUUUCCCACUGUCUUUGUCGGAUUGAAGAGGCCCUGUCGAGCCCAACUUUGCGUAUAAACCGCUCUCCCACUGCCCUCAGCAGUGGCAGCAGGAACUGCUGGGUUGAGCAAUCGAAAGACGUGUCAGAUCUGUCCGUCAAAAAAGCACUGUAAAAUACGUACCGUGUGCCACCAAUGUCAGAAAUUCAUCUGCAAAGCCUGUUCAUUCACAUACUGCCCUGCUUGUGCUGACCAGGCGUUUAGUGACUAAACUCAUUGUCGGGGGGGGGGCAGUUUGACCACACCAACC
This is a messenger RNA of Sphaeramia orbicularis (orbiculate cardinalfish), 2799 nucleotides long. RefSeq names its product zinc finger protein 3-like. Gene Ontology annotation, molecular function: DNA-binding transcription factor activity, RNA polymerase II-specific. The coding region runs from base 214 to 1704 and encodes 496 amino acids. Gene Ontology annotation, biological process: regulation of transcription by RNA polymerase II. Gene Ontology annotation, cellular component: nucleus. The record is from RefSeq and is a predicted model, not a curated record. NCBI's taxonomy places the organism in Eukaryota, Metazoa, Chordata, Actinopteri, Kurtiformes, Apogonidae. The transcript is spliced from 4 exons.